AAUCCUUCAUCAUAGAAUUUUUUUUAGAAAAUCUUUCACAAUUUUUCCAAAGUUCUAAAGAAAUUCUUACAGGAGUUAAACAUCAAAGAUUUCUCAAUAAGUCUGUCCAAGGAUUUCUUGAAGAAAUCUUCAUCUUUGCUUCAUGGACUCCGCUUAAUAAGUUCCUAAAAUCUACCAAGAUGUUUUUUUUCCAGAAACUCCUCUAUUUGUUUCUUCCGAAACUUUUUCAGGGAACCUUUGGGAAAUUUCGCCAGGACUCUCUUCUAAUAUUCUCUCAAAAAUUUCUCCAAAUAUUUUUUAGGUUAAUUUCUAUGGAAUCCUUCUGAAACUACGCCAGGGAUAACUUCAUAAAUUGUUCUAUGGAUUCAUUUGGAAAAUCCUUCGGGAAUUUCUUCAGGGGAUUUCUUAAGAGUUUUGUGCAGGGAUUGCUCAGGAAAUUUAUUCAAAUAUUCUUGCAUUAACCCAGUGGUUCCCUCAGAAAAUCUUUCAGAGUGUUACGACGGGGUCCCUCGUUACGCCGACACCGCUGAGUAUGUCGUGUCAUCGGUCGACCGACAGCUGCCCGAGACACGUCAUCAAACUGACAGAAAGAAGAUGUGAUGAAAAAUUGAAAGUCAUGCAGUUGAACUCAGUUCGGAUUGUUCUAGGAAUUUAUUAAGCUAGACAAAAUACUAUUCUACCUAAUCUAAAUUUGAUAUUCUACUUAAUUCUACCUUACACCUAAAGUUCUGUACGCAUUCUACAGUUUGAAUUCUGAAUCGCUAUCGCGUGCAGACUUGCCGAUCCAAUCACUCUCCGCUCAGAAAUUGUCGGUUCACUAAAAUCUUGAAGCUUACCACCAACGACAAAUUUGAGUUUGCUAUCCAGAUUUAGUGAAGAACCCCAACAAACUUCAAGAUUUUAUAUCGGGGCAGCGGAAAGAUGACCGAUCGUGCAAAUACCACAGGACAUAAUUGCCAAUCAUGCGAUCGUCCGGAUGCGGCAGAAGAAGAAAUGGUGCAGUGUUGUCGUUGCCAGCUAUGGGAACAUUUCGGCUGUGCAGGUGUUGACGAACGGAUCAAGGAAGCUGGCGUUCAAUUCAUCUGUAAGAGGUGUAUCGCCACGAUGGGAGCUUCGACGUCAGCAGUGCAUAGGAAAACACAGAAACCUAAUGCCUCUGUCAAAGGAUCGAAAGCUGGAUCUAAGAGGAGCAAAAAACCUACGAACAAUCCAGAAAGUGUGACUUCUAGUGUUCGGGCUGCACUUCUCGAAGAGCAGCUGAAGAUGAUUGAAGAAGAGCGACAACUCAAGGAACAGGAGCUGGAAGAACAGAAAGAGCUCAAGCGGCGCGAAUUGGAAGAAUCAGAGCGCCAAUUGCAGGAGAAGAAGAAGUUUGCGGAAGAAGAAAAACGUCUCCGUGAACAACAGUUGCGUGAGGAGUCUGCUAUGAAGUUGAUGCAACAGAAAAUAAGACGAGAAUCCUUGGAGAAGCGAAAUGAAAUCAUUCGACAACUUGCGCAGACAAGCAGCAGGAGUGGAUCAAUGCCCGAUUCGAACGAAAAGGUUAAGGACUGGUUGGCAGAACAGGCGGAAGUAAACGAACAUCCUCCGAUCGGCGUUUCAUCGGUAGCAGCAAAACUAGAUGCAUUGCAGCUGCACCCACCGGCGAUUGUAGAAGCGCUACCUGCAGUAAAUGAUAGCGAUAACGUGACGCGGCAUUCAAACAGUUCCCCUCCAAUCCCUACGCUUGGGCAAGCUGGUCCCAUUUCGCCACAACCACCACUCCCAUCUAAUGAACGUUAUGGCCAAUCCGGUGGUCUCUCUCAGCAGCAAAUCGCCGCUCGGCAAGUAUUGGGCAAGGAGCUUCCCACUUUCAACGGGAAUCCUGAAGACUGGCCCAUCUUCAUCAGCUGCUAUGAGCAGUCAACAGCUACCUGUGGCUAUUCGGACGCGGAAAAUCUGAUCCGCCUUCAACGGUGCCUGAAGGGGCACGCCUUAGAAUCGGUCAGGAGUCGAUUGCUUUUGCCAUCGAGCGUGCAGCACGUUAUCCAGACUCUGCGCACCUUGUACGGCAGGCCCGAACUUUUGAUACGGAGCUUGAUGCAAAAAAUUCAUCAAGUACCGGCUCCACGGCACGACCGCCUGGAGACACUUAUGCAGUUCGGACUCUCAGUCCAAAAUUUGGUGGACCAUUUGAAAGCAGCUGGCCACCAGAAUCAUCUCGCAAACCCGGUUCUCAUGCAAGAAUUAGUGGAAAAGCUUCCAGGCUCGAUGCGCCUGGACUGGGCUGUCUUCAAAAAUAAACACCAUCCAGCAAAUUUGGCAACCUUUGGCGAAUUUAUGUCGGGACUCGUAACAGCGGCGAGCGAGGUAACCUUUGACCUUCCGGAGUUCGACAGCACUGACAGAGGAGAUAAGCGGAAACCGAAGAAUACCGGUAUUAUCCAUACCCACUCAGCCGGUCUAGAUUCUUCAGCGGGGCCUGCGGUAGGGGAAGUAGCGAAGACUUACAAACAGCCAGGUAAAUUAUGUGUAGCAUGUGGACGUAGCGGGCAUCGUGUGGCCGAGUGCGCCCAGUUUAAAGCAGCCAGUGUGGACGAACGCUGGAAACUGGUCCAGUCAAAGGGGCUAUGCAGAACGUGCCUGAACAGUCAUGGCAAGUGGCCUUGUCGAUCAUGGUCCGGUUGUGAAUUUGAAGGGUGUCGGCAUAGGCACCAUACUCUUCUCCAUUUCUCUUCAUCUUCCCCUAGUCGUGUGAACAUUUCCGCAAGUCACGUGUCUUCCGGAGAGCUAAAUUGGCCACUUUUUCGGGUGAUACCUGUAGUGUUGUACGGAAGGCAAACAUCGCAAAUAACAUUUGCCUUUAUUGACGAGGGGUCUUCGUAUACUCUGCUGGAAGAGUCUGUUGCCCAACAGUUAAAUGUAAAUGGUCCAACGGAACCGUUAACUCUUCAGUGGACCGGGAAUGUAACUCGAAUGGAGUCGAAAUCACGGCAUAUCAAGCUGGAUAUCUCCGGCAAAAAUAGUACUUCUCGCUUCGACUUGAACCAUGUCCGAACGGUUCGUCACCUGUUACUCCCUUCACAGACACUCAAGUACAAAGAUCUUGCGCGUCGCUUUCCUCACCUGAGAGGUCUCCCACUGGAAGACUACGAACUCAUUCAGCCUCAAUUGCUAAUUGGUUUGGACAAUCUUCGACUGUGCGUGCCACUGAAGCUUCGCGAAGGAGGUCCGCUGGAUCCGAUUGGCGCAAAAUGUAGAUUGGGAUGGAGCAUCUACGGCUGUAUUCCCGGGCGAACAUCGACUGCAGGAGUCGUAAAUUUCCAUGCUGGCACGGUGUCCAAUCCUGACAACGAGAUGAACGAACAACUACGAGACUUCUUCGCAUUGGAGAACGCAGGCAUUAUUGCACCGGUCGACGUGCUGGAACCAGAAGACGAAAAGCGCGCUCGACUGUUGCUGAAGAGCACCACUCGGCGUAUUGCAUCCGAAAAUCGAUACGAAACCGGAUUACUAUGGAGCACAGAUAACCCGAAUUUCCCUGACAGUUAUCCGAUGGCAGUGCGCCGUAUGGUGGCCCUCGAGCGAAGAUUCGAACGUGAACCAGAACUGGGCGAGAAGGUGCGUGCACAGGUCGCCGACUACGAGAGGAAAGGGUAUGCGCAUAAGGCCAAACUGGACGAGCUCACCUCUGUAGAGACAGAUCGUGUGUGGUACCUACCACUUGGCAUCGUUACCAACCCCAAAAAGCCCGGGAAAGUUAGGUUGAUUUGGGACGCAGCAGCAAAAGUGGAUGGAGUGUCUUUCAACUCGAGACUUCUCAAAGGGCCUGAUCUCCUAACUCCACUUCCUCAAGUUUUAUGCCAAUUUCGUCAGUUUCCGGUAGCAGUGUGUGGUGACCUAAUGGAGAUGUUCCACCAAAUUUAA
Molecule: messenger RNA, 3906 nt
Organism: Aedes albopictus (Asian tiger mosquito)
Lineage: Eukaryota; Metazoa; Arthropoda; Insecta; Diptera; Culicidae
Exons: 2
Coding region: 922-3906 (994 amino acids)
Molecular function (GO): nucleic acid binding; zinc ion binding
Source: RefSeq, a predicted model, not a curated record